AUGUCUGCUCCGGAAUCUUCAAAAUCGCCGGUUCCUCAACCCGGGUCUUCUGGUGGAGGUAAUAAAUUGGACAGUCUUUCGAAAGAAGAUUUGGUGAAAUUCGCCAAAAAACAAGUUGCUCAUCUAGCCGAAAUGAAGAAAAAUCAAGGUGCACUCAUGGAAAAAUUGAAUCACCCAAUGGAAUGCACAGAAUGUUUAUCGAAAAGCGAAUCAUUGAUAGUAUUGGAAAAAGAAAUUGUAGAAUGGAAAGAGAAAGCUACUCGUGCCGACAUGUUCUCUCUAGAACUACGUGAUUUGGAAUCCAAAGUCGAUCAGUUGAAUCGAGCUCUCCGCGAAAAAACUGAAGCUCUUGUAAAAGCACAAGAGGUCAUUACAGAAAACGAUAUGGCUGUUAACAACAUGAAAAAAGAAACGAGCACUUCUAGAACCUCGAUUGAAAAACUCACAGAAGAAAAUACUCGACUCACAAAAGCAUUUCAAGAUGAGAAAAUGAAGAGUGGGGAUUUUGAAGCUCGUUUAAAGUCUGCCGAAUGUCGUAUUGCUGAGUUGUCAGAUCAACAAGGGAACGAGAAAUUAGGAUUGGCUAGGAAAAUAGCUGAAAGUGAGAAUAGAGGUAGAAUACUCGAAGAAGCAGUCGACGUUUUGAAAAGCGAGAAAGAAAAACUGCUUUUGAAAAACGAAGAGUAUUCCUCGAGACUAGAAGCUGCCGAGAAGGAAUUUGCAGAGUUUAAGAAAAAAUCUCACUUCGUACUAGAGAAGAAAGGAAAACAGGAAGAUGAAACAAGACAUGUUUAUGAAGAAUUGGAGAAAGCUAGAAUGACAAUAGCGGAGUUGGAACAACAAGCAGAUCAGACAAGACAAGAACAUUUCAAGACAGUAGACGAUCUAGCUUCUUCUCGGGAUAAAUUAGAAAGACUCGAGAAAACUUUCAAAGCCAUAAAAUCAGAAAUCACUGAAACUGAAAAAAAUCAUAAUAAUGCUAUUGACGAGCUUCGAUCAAGCUCUUCCAAACUCAUUCAAAGACUAGACGAGGACUUAAGAUUGAUGAGAUCAUCACGUGACACAGCUGAACAAAAAAUUAAAGAUCUUGAAAUGGCAAAGGAAAAAGUAGAUCAUCUCCUUAACAAUGAGCGACAACGAAGCGAGAAUGAAAAUGGGAGUUUGAAGGCCAAGCUGACCAAUGCGACAAAACAAAUUCAACUUUUGGAGAAAGAAGUUCAAGACGUGAAAGCCGAUUGUGAGAACCGAAAGAUUCAAAGUGUCCAGAACCAACAACACAAAGCGAUUGCUGCUGUGAUUCCACAGCAAAUGCAACUUCCUGAACACCCAGUACCACCAAAUCAUUGCCAAAGACCAGCAGUGGCUCCAUCUGAUUCUGUAUCUUGUUACGACGAGCAGACACAGCCUGAUCGAUCACUGGAGGAUGUUUUGUACGGAGAUCUUGGUGAUGAAUACAGAGUAGAAUCGGAUGAGCUGUUAGAAGAGAGAUUCAAAUCAUUGAUGGAACAGCUCGAAAACUUGAAAAAGACAAAUCAUCACGUUGCAGAACUUCUCAGCGAAGCAGAGACGGCUAAUGGUAGAUUGACUACUCAGAACUCAUUGCUGAAGGAUGAAAUUCGAAGACUCGAGAGAGAAGAAAAACGGGAAGCGGAGCUUUCAAACGAGAAAAAUAUGGAAUAUUUGAAAAAUGUAUUCGUUCAGUUUUUGAAGCCAGAAAGUGUUCCCGCAGAACGAGAUCAAUUGGUUGUAGUCAUACAAAGAGUUCUUCAUUUAUCGCCGAAAGAAGUGGAAAUUCUGAAGGCAGCAUCAGAAUUCAUCUACAUUUCAACUGAAGCCGCCUUGUCAUAA
Caenorhabditis remanei is the source of this 1848-nucleotide messenger RNA. RefSeq lists its product as uncharacterized. The transcript is spliced from 10 exons. Gene Ontology annotation, cellular component: Golgi apparatus. NCBI's taxonomy places the organism in Eukaryota, Metazoa, Nematoda, Chromadorea, Rhabditida, Rhabditidae. The coding region runs from base 1 to 1848 and encodes 615 amino acids. The record is from RefSeq and is a predicted model, not a curated record.